Molecule: messenger RNA, 610 nt
Organism: Daphnia carinata
Lineage: Eukaryota; Metazoa; Arthropoda; Branchiopoda; Diplostraca; Daphniidae
Product: larval cuticle protein LCP-22-like
Exons: 3
Coding region: 76-447 (123 amino acids)
Cellular component (GO): chitin-based extracellular matrix
Molecular function (GO): structural constituent of chitin-based larval cuticle
Source: RefSeq, a predicted model, not a curated record
ACAUGGGACGGUCUAACAUUUCAUCACACUUCUCUCAUUCCGUCUUCAGAACAACAUCAGCUCCUAGUUCUUACAAUGAAAAUCGCAAUUAUUAUGGCGAUCCUCGUGGCUCUCGUUGCCGCUCAACAGGAGCCAGUGGCCAUCGUCUCAUCCAACAGCGAAACGAACGCAGAUGGAAGUUACACUUAUGCCUUUGAGACAGCUGAUGGAACUAAAGUUGAAGAAAGUGGCAGCCAGAAACAAGUUGGUCCGAAACCUGAAGAUAUUGGAACCGUGUCUAGGGGAUCCUACUCCUACACAUCCCCUGAUGGUGUUGUUAUCACUGUUAAUUGGGUAGCCGAUGAGAAGGGAUUCCAGGCUACAGGUGAUCAUCUACCAACUCCUCCACCGAUGCCCGAGCAUGUCGUCAAACUCUUGGCUGAUUUGAAAGCUGCUGGAGCUCUGUAAUCGACUUUGGAUAACCUCUUGGUUUGUAUUUUGUAAAUAAUUUUUUCCAAAGCACUGUUCCAGUGUACAUAGAAAGCUUGCAUUCAGGGUUGGGCUGUAUCAUAUGAAAGCUACUGCGUGUCGUCUUUGAGCAAAAAAUAAUACAUUUAAAUCUUAUUCGAAA